AUGUUCUCCAGCGUGUCUACAUUGCCCCCGCUGGACUCUUCACCAAAGUCCCCCACAACACCUCGAAACCGGUCUGAUGAUUGUGCUUGCAAGAGAUCAUCGGGCGACCAGUUUUUCGAUACAAUAGACGUAGACGAGAUAGAGGACCCGCCCAGUGAGGAGAGUGAGCUGUAUGAUGCACCAAGUACCCCCAUCUGUGAUUACGUACCCAGUACGGAGCACUGGUUCAGUCCUGGCAAUGCGUCCCCCUUCCAAAACUCAGCGGCUUACUAUACCACAGCUGAUGCUCCAUCCCCAGGUCAUCAGAGUGCCUCACCUUCUGCCUUCUGUCAACAGCGCAGCACAUCACCAGUUCUUCAGGAAGCCGAAUUCCCCACCUACACCACGGCUCCCACUGUACUUGCUGAUCUCCCGGCCCUCGUCGAGAUUUGUCGACUUUCAGAUGCGAGCCCGAAGAAGGUCACAGACGCAAGUGAACCGGAUGUGCCCAUGCAGAUGUGUAUCGCGCUGUCGCCCAUGGGCACAUGCAUGCUUUUCGCGGAUAGUUCGCCCACGUGUAUAACCGAUGUAACACCAAAAGGUGGCCCAAAAAUCGGAAAAAUUCAGUUUGAUUUGGAGGCGGAGAAGAACAAGAAGAAUAGGAAAGGUGAUGAUGACACUGACACUGACUGCACCCUCACCCUCUCCAUGUACAGUCUCCUCACGGGUUCCCCUGAGUCCACCAAGGCCACAAACGCACCCUCAAAAUUCGCCCUAGUCAAGUGUCGGGAUCUCAUUCUGCCAUCACAGGUCCCACCCAAAGACUUUGUGGCGCCUCUUCUGCCUUCUGUGCUUUCAGCGGUCAUUUCCUCCGACGACUCCAUGAUCGGCUGCGGACUGUCCAAUGGUCGGCUGUGGAUCUACUCACUAGAUGAGGUCGGCUGGGUGGCUUGCAUAUCUACGGCGAUCUCAGCGAAAGCGGACCCAUUCACUGCGGCUCCAAUCAGCACCAGGACUCCCCGUCCGCGCACCGACACGUCGCCUUUUCAACAGGCA
Dibothriocephalus latus is the source of this 1035-nucleotide messenger RNA. NCBI's taxonomy places the organism in Eukaryota, Metazoa, Platyhelminthes, Cestoda, Diphyllobothriidea, Diphyllobothriidae. The record is from the annotation of a GenBank genome assembly.